Molecule: messenger RNA, 2062 nt
Organism: Ilex paraguariensis (yerba mate)
Lineage: Eukaryota; Viridiplantae; Streptophyta; Magnoliopsida; Aquifoliales; Aquifoliaceae
Source: the annotation of a GenBank genome assembly
CAUCUGCCAUUCAAGUUUUGGCGAGGGUUUUGGGUGUCAUCCCAAAAGGCAGGGUUUUUAGGGCAGGAGAUUCAAAAAGCACAUAGAAAUUUCUCUCUGAAGCACAGGUUAGUCUCUUCCUGCAUUGCCUAUAUUUUCAAUCCAUGUUCGAGAGAGUAAUUUAGAAGGCGGCUUCCAACCUAAAAGCAAAAACUUCAGGAGAGGGCUACAGGGUUUAUCGUGGAGGAGGGUUUCCGGGCUGAUUUCACAUUGGAAUUUGUUAGCACUGGUGAGUCCCUUCCGCAAUUGUCCAACAUCCAUGUUUAAUCUCAUAUGCAAAGCGUCGCCCUCUUUGAGGUCUUCUUUUAGAACUUCACCAACCCAUAAACUGUUUUUUCUUCAAGACCACCCGUUAUCAUCAUCAGGAAGAAUUCUCAAAUCCGUAGCAAACACUUCGAAUGAGCACUCAUUCACAGUCUGUUACCUCAUAAACUCAUGUGGGUUUCCUCCGGAAAAAGCUCUCGCAGCUUCCAAGUACAUGAAUUUUGAAACCCCCAACAAACCUGAUUCAGUGCUUGCUUUCUUUAGAAACCAUGGGUUCACAGAAACCCAGAUCUCAAAUCUUGUCAGAGGGUCUCCCCCAGUUUUACUAUGUAAUCCCGAGAAAACCCUUUUGCCCAAAUUCCAAUUUUUUACAUCUGAAGGCGUUUCAAGCACUGACCUUACCAAAAUAUUAACUCGUGCACCAAGUAUUCUGAAAAGAAGCUUGGAAAACCAAAUCAUUCCAUCUUUCCAUUGGUUCAAAAAUUUACUGCAAUCGCGUAAAAGAACAAUUUCCGCCAUGAAACGUAAUGCUGAAUUUUUGUGUCAUGAUUUUCAGACUAAUUUGGUGCCUAAGAUUAAUAUAUUGCGGGAUUUGGGUGUGCCGGAAUCGAAUAUUGUGGUUCUGUUAAUAUAUCACGCUAAAGCGUUAUGGACAAGUACUGAAAGGUUUAAAGAUAUUGUCCACGAAGUUAAGGAAAUGGGAUUUAACCCACGGAGAAUGAAGUUUAUUCGUGCAAUUCAUACGCGGAAAUCUAUGAGUAAGUCGACAUGGGAAAAGAAGGUGGAACUUUAUAAGAAGUGGGGUUGGUCUAUGGAUGAGAUCGUGGUUGCCUUUGGGAAGAAUCCAUGGUGUAUGUCAGCCUCUAAAGAUAAGAUUACAGGGGUAAUGGAUUAUCUCAUCAACAAUGUGGGUUUGGAGACUUCUGUAGUGGCCCAAUCUCCUAUAAUAAUUUCAUAUAGCUUGGAGAAGAGAAUUGUCCCUAGGUGCUCAGUUUAUCAAGUUCUGGUGUCAAAAGGUUUGGUCAGGAAGGAUUUUAGAUUGACUACAAUGUUUAAUUAUCCUGAAAACAAGUUUGUGAGGCAUAUUGAGAAUUCUUAUGAGAAGGAAGCUCCGGAGCUCUUGAAGCUAUAUCAGGAAAUAUUGGAUCGUUCAAAGUGAUCAGGUGGAUGACCAAUUCGAUAUGACAGAAGAAGAUUGAUUUUUAUGGUAACUGGAAUUGGUCUAGUGAAGCAACAGUUCUUGCUUUUGUCAAAUAUCCAUGGUGUAUUAUGACAUAUUGGGAAAAAGAUUAUGGCGGUGAUGGAUUGUUAUGAUAAUGUUAUCUGUUGGAAUCUUUGUUAAUUGCUCAAAGUCUGCAAUAGUGCAAUGUCUUUUGCAGAGCUUGGAAGAGAAUUAUUCCAAGGUGUUCAAUUGUUCAAGUUCUUUCGAACACUGGAUGAAAAACAUGCAAGCUUAGCUACAUUGUUGCAGUGUACUGAAAAUAAGUUUCUUUAAGAAAUUUGUGAUUCCUGACGAGGAAGAAGCUCCUCAGCUGUUGAAGUUACAUCGAGCAAAAUUGGAUCCUUCAAAAUAGCAAGGACCCAGUACUUAGGGUAAUCUAACCUAUAUUGUCUUGCUCAUGGCAGUGCCAUUAAUUUAGAUUAGGUCUUUAUGAACAUUGUUUUUACUGGGUUGGUGAAAUUGUGACAUUUCUGAUGCCACACUGCCUUUUCUUUAUAUUUUCGGUGAUUUUAUUCAUUUUGAUUACAACAGUUUGUA